AUGACGAAAGCCAGUUUACCAUUGUCACAAGAUAUUGGAAGAUCGAUGGGCGAAAUUGAUGCACUAUGGGAUGAAAACGCAGAUAAAUACAAAUGCUGCUGUCGGUCAUUGCAUGUCACUCGCGCAUCGCUUUUUAUUGCAUACGCACAAAUGCUUGUGACAUUUGUCUUUGCAAUAUUCUUUUCAUUCUAUUAUAUUCAAGCGAUCAAUGGACAUUUAUCUGCAGAUCACUGGAUCAAUCAGCUUGGCGACCGAUACAUAUCUUCGAUGAUUUUUGCGAUAUCAAUUCAGUUAGUACUAGUUUUGCUACUUAUUUAUGGCAUUCGUUCUGACCGCAGAUCAUUUCUUGUACCUUUUAUCAUAUUUGCUUCAAUUGCAAUUAUGCUGGGUUUCGCUCAGUUGGCUCAUGAUUUCUUCGGAUUUAUUUGUGGAUCAACACAGCAGCGUACAAUAUAUCAGAACAAUCAGUUCUUUUCACAUCUAAUUGGAACGUUAGUACAUAUGUGGUGCGUUGCUGUGGUUUGGCGUUGUCAUGGAUUCCUUGGUGAUAAAAAAGUGGCUCGUCAGAUUGGUGAACAACUAUCUGCUACACAUGUUGCAUUCCAUUAUGGUAAUAUUCCCUACGGUUACAUUGGAAUGCCACAACCUCCUCCAUAUGCUGAUACGGUACUUAGCGCAGAUAAGCAACCAUUAACGAUUGCAUGA
Molecule: messenger RNA, 705 nt
Organism: Dracunculus medinensis (Guinea worm)
Lineage: Eukaryota; Metazoa; Nematoda; Chromadorea; Rhabditida; Dracunculidae
Source: the annotation of a GenBank genome assembly